Messenger RNA from Oikopleura dioica, 390 nucleotides. Lineage: Eukaryota; Metazoa; Chordata; Appendicularia; Copelata; Oikopleuridae. The record is from the annotation of a GenBank genome assembly.
AUGUUUCAUGAAAUUCGAGCGGCAAUGAGCAUCAGCCAGUCAGUCAAGUCCGAUGACGCGUCUUCUACAAGUUCGGAUUUAACGAGCUCGGAUAUAUCAGAUUUGGGCAACCUCGAUCUCUCCCACCUGACACUCUCCGACGAAGCGCCCCGAGGUCGAAAAAUCGUCCGAACUCACCGAAAACUUUCCCGUUCCAAAGCCAUCUACGCUCGCCCCCUUCGCCAGUGCAAUUCCGACGUCACGUGUUCAUCCUCCUCCACCUCCUCCUCGAAGUUCUUGUCGAGGCUGAAUCUUGAAGAUCUAGAAUUGAUCGAGCCAAAACAGCAAAAAACGAAUGCGAGCUCAAGAAGUUUACAAUUUGAGCCGGUUUUGGAAGCCUGUUUAGAAUAA